UUCUUCUUUCCCUUUCCUUAAAAACCUCAGAAAACCCAACAUACUCUUUCUCCCGCCUCUCUUUACCCUGCAACUUAAUUUCACACUCCCUACCACCGCCGUCGCCACCGUCACCACCGUCACCGUCACCGCCACCGUCACCUCCACCGUCACUGUCACCGUUACCGUUACCGUUACCUCCGGUGAUAAUGGCGGUUGAGCCACUAGGAUACAGAGUGAGUGAGCUGAUAAAGGAGGUGAAAUUAGAGCUUUCACCUUCAGCUACUAAACUCAUUGAUAAAACUAUUUCUUCGAUUAAAAAUGUCAUCUCCAAUAUUCCUCAAGAUUUCCAGGUAACUGCGGAUGAAGCUCCAGGAUUUGUGAGAGAUAUUGGUGCUGAUAAGGUGGAUUUCAAAUUCAAGACGCCGAAAUUCGUCGAAAUUGGUGGAAGUUAUUCGAUUGGUUGCAUUGUUAAACCGGAUGUUAAUGUUGAUCUUUUAAUGCAGUUGCCUAAGGAAUGUUUUCAUGAGAAAGACUACUUAAAUCAUCGGUAUCAUGCUAAAAGAUUCCUCUAUCUUUGUAUUAUUAAGAAAUACCUAGAGUCUUCUGCACUGGUACACGAGAUUAAAUGGUCCUGUCUGCAGAACGAGGCUCGUAAACCAAUUUUGGCCAUAUAUCCAGCUCUUGAAGAUGCCAGUCUUCCUGGAUUUUGUAUAAGAAUAAUUCCUACUGCUACGUCAUUAUUCAGCAUCCCUAAGCUGAAUGCAAAGCGGAAUAAUGUGCGGGCACUGAAUCAAGAAGGUGGUCCAUUACCCACACCCAAAUAUAAUAGCAGCAUUUUGGAAGACAUGUUCAUUAAGGAGUUUGCAGAAUUAAUUAAAGAAAAUUUUCAUGAUUGGGAGGAACUUGGGAAAGCUUUGGUUUUGAUGAAGGUUUGGGCGCGCCAAAGAAGUUCAAUAUACAGCUAUGAUUGUCUUAAUGGUUACCUAAUGGCUGUCAUAAUUUCCUAUCUUGCGGCGAAUAGGGUUGGCGGACACUUUAACAAGUCGAUGAAUGCGAUGCAAAUUUUUCGUGUCACUUUAGACUUCAUUGCUAAUUCUAAAUCAUGGGAGAAAGGCUUAGUUUUUAAGCCCCAAGGGAACCAACAUAUUCCAAAAGAGGAGUUGAAGGAAAGAAGGCAAUGUUUGCGGUCAUUUCCAGCUGUCAUAUGUGACAAUUCUGCAAAUUUCAAUUUGGCAUUCCGGAUAUCAAAGAGCAGCUUUCUUGAGCUACAAGCGGAGGCUGCUUUGACACUUGACUGUAUUAGAAAAUGUCAAGAUAAUGGAUUUGAAGAAGUUUUUCUGACUAAAUCUGAUUUUGCUGCCAAAUAUGACUAUUGUGUCAGGUUGAAGUUGAAGGGAAAUAGUGGCGUGUGUGCAUCAGGGUUUUGCAUGGACGAUGAAUGUUGGAGAUUGUAUGAGGAGAAGGUGCAUUCUCUUUUGUGCCAGGGUUUGAAUGACAGAGCAAAGUUCAUCCGUGUCAUCUGGCGAAACUGGUCCAGCAAUUGUCGUGUUGAAAAUGGGUUCUCAUCACUUGAUGAAGAACCAUUACUGAUUGGUGUGACUAUCAGCUCCACGGAAAAAGCUCUUAGAUUGGUUGAUAAAGGUCCUAAUCCUGAGCACAAGGAGGAGGUUGCCAAGUUUCGGAAGUUUUGGGGUGAAAAGUCGGAGUUCAGGAGAUUUAGUGAUGGCACCAUUGGAGAAUGUGUUGUGUGGGAAUACAAGCAGUGGGAGAAGCAUCUUAUUGUGAAAAGAAUUAUUGAGCAUGUAUUAUCACGUCAUCUUUCUCUGUCGGUAGAAAGUGUAGUUGUCAGUGCAGAUCAGCUGGAUUUUUCACUCUGUCAUAAUGGUGCAGAUCCUAUAUCAUCCAGUGGAGGCUUGCUAGAAGCAUAUGAAGUUUUAGCUAAGCACUUGCGCCUUUUGGAUGACAUUCCCUUGAGGGUAUCUAGCGUUCAACCCUUAGACUCAGCUUUCAGGCUUACUUCUGUUUUCCCUCCCGAGCCUCACCCUCUGGCUGGAGAAAAAGGCUUUAUAUCAAGAUCAGUGGCAACCUGUGUUCAGCCAGUGGAAGUUUUAAUUCAGUUGGAAGGAUCAGGAAAUUGGCCAAUGGAUGAAGUGGCCACUGAAAAAACUAAAUCUGCAUUCCUUCUAAAGAUUGGAGAAAGUCUUCAAAGUAAGGUGGGUGUGAGCUGCAUUGCUACUGAAGAUGAUGUUGAUGUAUUGCUUUCUGGAUAUGCUUUUCGGAUUAAAAUUUUACAUGAGAGGGGCCUGAGUUUGGUGAAAGGGCAGGGGCUUCAAGUCAAGCGAGUAUCUUCAAUAGAUAGGAAACUUUUCAUGCGAAGUCAGCAUUCAAGCAUGAUUAAUGGAUUGCAGGGGCGGUAUCCCUUUUAUGGUCCAGUGGUCAGGCUUGCGAAACGAUGGGCUGCUUCACACCUUUUUUCAGCUUGCUUGGGAAAUGAGACUAUUGAACUCUUGGUAGCUCAAUUGUUUCUGAAUCCCUCACCUUAUUUUGCUCCUAACUCGAGAAUUACGGGGUUUCUGAGGUUCUUGAGAUUGUUAUCUGAGUAUGAUUGGAAAUUUUCUCCAUUGAUCGUUGAUAUAAAUGGUGACUUGACUGCUGAUAACAUGAAAGAGAUCAAUGAGAAUUUUUUGUCAAGUAGAAAAUCUCAUGAAGGAAGUGCUGGUGAAGUAAGCCCUUCAAUAUUCUUGGCUACAACUUAUGAUAAGGAUUCUGAAGCAUGGACUGCCUCUUCACCAAAUUCUCCGGAGCUGAAAAGGUUGGUUGCCUAUGCUCGGAGCAGUGCUGAUCUGUUGACAAGACUAAUAGAGCAAGAUCAAUACGAUUCCCUUGGUUGGGAGCGUCUUUUCCGGACUCCUUUAAACAACUAUGAUGCAGUAGUUCUUCUGCACCGAGACAGAUUGGCAUAUCCGCAACGUCUCCUUUUCCCAUCCGAGGUUGAUCAAGGCACUUUUGUGGCCUGUGGAAAUUCUAGUAAAGAUUUCUCACCCAUCUUGAGGCCCAAGGAUGUGAAGGGAAGCUUGGAUGUAUGGAAGACGAAGUUAAUGGUGGACUUUGAUCCUCUACAAUGUUAUCUUGUGGAUCUGCAGGGCGGAUUCCCCAACGCAUUCAAUUUAUGGUAUGAUUCUUUGGGCGGUGAUGCUAUUGGCAUAACAUGGAAUAAAUUUGCCUCAAAGAAACGAGAUCGAGAGGAAGAUAGCAACAAUGUCAUUGAUAUCUUGAAAGGCGUUGGUGAAACCGGUAGAGGGUUUGUUAGGAGUAUACAUCUUCUCAAGGCUCCUAGGCUUUGUAAUUAGGGUACAUCUUUAUCUUGACUGUCUUGUAUUGCUAUUACUCCAGUCUGUCAUAUGAAGUAUGAUAAAAGUUUUGUAGUAAACAUUACUGCGUAAUCUUUAGGGUUAUCGCUUGCAAUUUCGUAAUGUGCCAAGGAAUGCUAUACUAGUUUUUAGGUCUCCCAAUCAGUUGCUGAAUUGUAUUGGCCGUGAGAAAUAGUGUAAUUCUUUUUAGUUUGAGAUGUAAAGUAGAGUUAUUUUUUCUUCUUCGCCAUCAGAAUAUUAGCUGACGAUCUGUUUUUGCGUACCUGCUCUUGAGGUCGAAUUGUCAUUGUUUUGUGAUUCAUCUGGACA
Messenger RNA from Beta vulgaris subsp. vulgaris (sugar beet), 3662 nucleotides. RefSeq lists its product as uncharacterized. Gene Ontology annotation, biological process: tRNA export from nucleus; rRNA processing. The coding region runs from base 189 to 3332 and encodes 1047 amino acids. The transcript has 26 exons. Gene Ontology annotation, cellular component: small-subunit processome; CURI complex; UTP-C complex. NCBI's taxonomy places the organism in Eukaryota, Viridiplantae, Streptophyta, Magnoliopsida, Caryophyllales, Amaranthaceae. The record is from RefSeq and is a predicted model, not a curated record.